Messenger RNA from Gossypium arboreum, 1786 nucleotides. Its product is annotated as cytochrome P450 77A3-like. Gene Ontology annotation, cellular component: membrane. Lineage: Eukaryota; Viridiplantae; Streptophyta; Magnoliopsida; Malvales; Malvaceae. The record is from RefSeq and is a predicted model, not a curated record. The coding region runs from base 86 to 1645 and encodes 519 amino acids. The transcript has a single exon. Gene Ontology annotation, molecular function: heme binding; iron ion binding; oxidoreductase activity, acting on paired donors, with incorporation or reduction of molecular oxygen, NAD(P)H as one donor, and incorporation of one atom of oxygen.
GCUUUAAUUGAACCCACCUGCAAUUUCAUGCUCUUCUCAUUUUAAUACGCCCUUAACCCUAAAUAUCAUCCCUCACUAAUCAACAAUGGCUACUUUCUUUGGCUAUUUUACUUGCAAUUCAUUGCCUUCUUAUGCCCAUCUCUUCUUCACAUUUGCUGUUUUCUUUCUUUCAUGCCUGGUUCCCUUUCUUUAUCGUAAAUCUCAAUCCAAACAUCUCAAGCUCCCCCCGGGACCUACUGGUUGGCCUAUUGUUGGUAAUCUUUUCCAGGUUGCUCGCUCCGGCAAGCCUUUCUUUCAAUACGUCGACGAUCUUCGCCGUAAAUAUGGGCCCAUUUUCACUCUCAGGAUGGGGACUCGAACGAUAAUUAUACUUAGCGACGCCAUGCUUUGCCAUGAAGCUUUCAUCGAAAAGGGUGCUAUCUUCGCCAGCAGACCCCGAGAAAAUCCCACUCGAAACAUCUUUAGUUGCAACAAGUUCACCGUAAAUAGCGCCGUUUACGGCCUUGAGUGGCGGUCUCUAAGACGAAACUUGGUUCAAAAUAUGCUAAGCUCAAGUAGGAUUAAAGAGUUUCACAGUAUUAGAAGUCAAGCUAUGGAUAAACUCAUAGAUCGUCUUCGAGCCGAAGCUAAGGCCAAUGGCGGCGUUGUUUCGGUGUUGAAAAAUGCUCGUUUCGCUGUGUUUUGUAUACUCUUAAUGAUGUGUUUUGGGAUUGAAAUGGAUGAAGAAACUAUUGAGAAAAUGGAUCUAAUAACGAAAAAUGUUCUGAUUACAUUAGAUCCAAGAAUCGAUGAUUUUCUUCCCAUUUUAAGACCCUUUUUUGGCAAGCAACGCAAGCGAGCACUCCAAGUUCGUAAACAGCAAGUCGAAAAUAUCACUCCGUUCAUCCAACAACGUCGAGUAGCUCUUAGGAAUCCAGGAUCAAAUAACUCCGCGAUGCGGUUUUCGUAUCUCGACACCCUUUUUGAUCUCAAAGUUGAAGGAAGAAACUCAGCACCAUCCAACUCAGAGCUGAUCUCACUUUGCUCCGAGUUCAUCAAUGGCGGAACUGAUACCACCGCGACUGUACUUGAAUGGGGUAUUGCUCAGCUGAUUCACAAUCCAAAUAUUCAAUCUAAAUUGUUUGAUGAAAUCAAAAGUACAGUUGGUGAUCGAACAGUAGAGGAGAAAGAUGUUGAAAACAUGAAGUAUUUACAAGCAAUAGUGAAUGAAGUGUUACGUAAGCACCCACCAACCUACUUUUUACUAACUCAUGCAGCGACUGAGGCAACAACUUUGGGUGGAUUCAACAUCCCCAUUAAUGCAAAUCUCGAGGUUUUCUUGCCUGGGAUUAGUGAAGAUCCCAAAAUCUGGUCAAACCCAGAAAAGUUCGAUCCUGAUAGAUUCUAUUUAGGGAAAGAAGAUGCAGAUAUAACAGGUGUAACAAUGGUGAAAAUGAUACCAUUUGGUGCUGGGAGGAGGAUUUGUCCUGGAUUAACAAUGGCCACUGUUCAUAUUCACCUAAUGUUAGCAAGAAUGGUUCAGGAAUUUGAAUGGACUGCUUAUCCUCCUAAUUCUCACAUUGAUUUCAGUGGGAAAUUCGAGUUUACUGUGGUGAUGAGCAAUACCUUAAAAGCAAGGAUCAAGCCAAGGGGUGAUACUAGGUAAAAAGGAAAUCGAAAUCAUAAAACAUUAAUAUUUACUUAUAUCUUAAAUGAGAUGUUCAAACAAAAUGCUUAUGUGUACUGGGUAUUUAUUUGCUAGCGUUCUAUAUGAGUGUUAUUGUGAGUGGUUUGGUUACUCCUGUAA